AUGGCCGAUGGCAGUAUUGCACCGGGUCGCCGUGCCUCGCUGCAGCAAAAACGCCGCCUAUCCACAGAAUGCCACCCUAAUUCGUGGGGUAACGCAACAGCUGGGACUAUAUACAGCGGCUUGUCGGCAGUCUUCGAGAAGGACAAGGUGAUUUUCGCCGUCGCGAUCCGUGAUGCAACCUACCUAGUCGACUUUGCGCAGGAGGAGCUACCGCUGCAGGGCGAUGGCGAUUUGGAUAAGCAGAUUGGUGACCACAUGAUGGGACACUUGCACAAAUGGUGCAAUACACAUCUAGAGAAGAUCAUUGGUCUGGCUCUUCCGCAGCAAUUGGCCGACAAAUGUCCCACUGUUUGUUCGCGUCUCUGGUUGGAUCUUGAUAUUAUCCCACUCGUCCUCACAGACGAUAGUAAGCUUUCGCUCGGCGGUGAAGAGCUACGAUAUGAAUUCCAGAAGUCUAUGGACUGGGAAUUGAGGACGUUGGAUGAGCAGGCGGAGUCUAUGGCUCGUAAAUGCGUGCGACUGUUUGGCCCAGAGGGUAUUCCCCUGCUGCAAGUCGGCCUUUCUGGUCUUGUUCAGGUCGAUACCGGCUUCCAUGUGCAAUUGACCAAUAAAAAGAACUAUAAAGAUUCUGUGACGUCCAACACCUGGAAAGCCAUUGAGCAUUAUGCCAACGAUCUCAAGAAGAGGAAGAUCAAAAUCGCGUUCUUCAGCGCUACCCCACAAGGCGGAGGUGUUGCACUCAUGAGGCACGCUAUGGUGAGAUUUUCUCACGCUCUAGGGACAGAUAUGAAAUGGUAUGUGCCUAAGCCACGACCGGGCGUUUUCCGUAUCACCAAGACGAACCAUAAUAUACUCCAGGGCGUCUCUGCACCCGAGGAGCGUCUGAGUAAGGAAAGUUGGGAGCAGGUCACCAAUUGGAUUCAAGAGAACACCGAUAGGUACUGGCUGCGCCCCGGCGGCCCUCUCGUCCAUCCCAAGGAGGGAGGCGCAGAUAUCGUUAUUAUUGACGACCCGCAAAUGCCUUCACUGAUUCCAUUGGCGAAGCAGAAAGCCCCAAGCAGACCGGUGAUCUUCCGGAGUCAUAUCCAAAUCCGCAGUGACCUGGUUGCCCAGAAAGGGAGCCCACAAGAGGAAUGCUGGGGUCGGAUGUGGGAAACCAUCCAACAGGCGGAUCUAUUCGUCAGUCACCCCGUGAAGACAUUCGUACCCCACACCGUUCCGCCAGAGACGGUAGCCUACAUGCCUGCAUCGACAGAUUGGCUGGAUGGACUGAACAAGCCCAUGAGGGAGGAGGACAUCGCACACUACGGACGUGUGUUCAAUUCGAUGGUUAGAAACUCGGGAAUGCCCGUUAUUGACUAUCCCGCCGACGAGUACAUUGUCCAGAUCGCACGCUUCGACCCGUCCAAGGGAAUUCCAGACGUCGUAGAGUCCUACGAGAAGUUCUUCGAGCGCAUGAAGAAGUCUGCUCCGGACAGAGUGCCACCCAAACUUCUUAUCUGCGGCCACGGGUCCGUCGAUGACCCAGACGGCUCCAUCAUCUACGACUCGGUUGUAACCCACAUCGAAAGUGCCAUCCCCCAACUCGCCGAGCAGAUCUGUAUCGUUCGACUCGGCCCCUCCGAUCAGGUGCUCAACGCAGUGAUGUCCAAGGCCAAAGUUGCCCUCCAGCUGUCCACACGGGAAGGCUUCGAAGUCAAGGUCUCCGAAGCCAUUCACAAGGGUAGACCUGUUAUCGCCACGAAGGCUGGCGGUAUCCCGCUGCAGGUAAUCGACAAGGGAAAUGGCUUCCUCGUUGAUGUUGGAGAUACUGACGCCGUGGCUAACCAUCUUUUUGACCUUUGCACGGAUGAUAACUUGUGGAACAAGAUGCACAAGUUUGCCCUGGCCCACGUGUGUGAUGAAGUGAGCACGGUCGGUAAUUCGUUGAACUGGCUGUAUGUGGCCUCGAAGCUCUCGAAGGGUGAGGUCAUCAAGCCGAACGAGCGCUGGCUAAACGACAUGGCCCGUGAAGAUGCCGGUAUUCCAUACCAGGAGGGCGAGAACAGACUUAAGCGAGAGCUCUUAAAGUACAAGAUGGCUUAG
Messenger RNA from Aspergillus puulaauensis, 2085 nucleotides. RefSeq names its product putative trehalose synthase (Ccg-9) (gene ccg9). Gene Ontology annotation, molecular function: glycosyltransferase activity. NCBI's taxonomy places the organism in Eukaryota, Fungi, Ascomycota, Eurotiomycetes, Eurotiales, Aspergillaceae. Bases 1 to 2085 code for a protein of 694 amino acids. The record is from RefSeq and is a predicted model, not a curated record. The transcript has 5 exons.